This is a messenger RNA of Lipotes vexillifer (Yangtze River dolphin), 1413 nucleotides long. RefSeq names its product serine/threonine kinase 26 (gene STK26). Gene Ontology annotation, molecular function: protein serine/threonine kinase activity; ATP binding. Lineage: Eukaryota; Metazoa; Chordata; Mammalia; Artiodactyla; Lipotidae. The coding region runs from base 1 to 1413 and encodes 470 amino acids. Gene Ontology annotation, biological process: protein phosphorylation; negative regulation of cell migration. The transcript has 12 exons. Gene Ontology annotation, cellular component: Golgi apparatus; cytoplasm. The record is from RefSeq and is a predicted model, not a curated record.
AUGGCUGCCUUCCCCUUGUUCAGAGGCAGGGUUGGGUCUGAGGCAGCUCCAUUCUCUCUAAGUGUGAACACUCUCCUUGGCAGCAGCAGCCUUUGUGGCAGUGGAGAGCUGCACCAGAGCAAGAGAGGCUGUAGUGGGCACCCGGUGCAGGCUGGGGAGCAGGCUGUGGCAGUUGCGGGAAACCAGCCGGAGCUCCAGAAUAAUAUAGCCGAUCCAGAAGAACUGUUCACAAAAUUAGAACGCAUUGGAAAAGGCUCCUUUGGAGAAGUGUUCAAAGGUAUUGAUAACCGUACCCAGCAAGUGGUUGCUAUUAAAAUCAUAGACCUUGAGGAAGCCGAAGAUGAAAUUGAAGACAUUCAGCAAGAAAUAACUGUUUUGAGUCAGUGUGACAGCUCAUAUGUAACAAAAUACUAUGGAUCAUAUUUAAAGGGUUCAAAAUUAUGGAUAAUAAUGGAAUACCUGGGUGGCGGAACCCUUUCCAAAUGUAUCACACUGAGAGCUGGUCCAUUUGAUGAGUUCCAGAUCGCUACCAUGCUAAAGGAAAUUUUGAAAGGUCUGGACUACCUGCAUUCAGAAAAGAAAAUUCACCGAGACAUAAAAGCUGCCAAUGUCUUGCUCUCAGAACAAGGAGAUGUGAAACUUGCUGACUUUGGAGUUGCUGGCCAACUGACAGAUACACAAAUUAAAAGAAAUACCUUUGUGGGAACACCAUUUUGGAUGGCUCCUGAAGUUAUCCAGCAGUCAGCUUAUGACUCAAAAGCUGACAUUUGGUCACUGGGAAUUACUGCAAUUGAACUAGCCAAGGGAGAGCCACCUAACUCCGAUAUGCAUCCUAUGAGGGUUCUGUUUCUUAUUCCAAAAAACAAUCCUCCAACUCUUGUCGGAGACUUUACUAAAUCCUUUAAGGAGUUUAUUGAUGCUUGCCUGAACAAAGAUCCAUCAUUUCGUCCUACAGCUAAAGAACUUCUGAAACAUAAAUUCAUUGUAAAAAAUUCAAAGAAGACUUCUUAUCUGACUGAACUGAUAGAUCGAUUUAAGAGAUGGAAGGCAGAAGGACACAGUGAUGACGAAUCUGAUUCUGAGGGUUCUGAUUCGGAAUCCACCAGCAGGGAAAAUAAUACUCAUCCUGAAUGGAGCUUUACCACCGUGCGAAAGAAGCCUGAUGCAAAGAAACUACAGAAUGGGGCAGAGCAAGAUCUUGUACAAACCCUGAGCUGUUUGUCUAUGAUAAUCACACCUGCAUUUGCUGAACUUAAACAGCAGGAUGAGAAUAAUGCUAGCAGGAAUCAGGCAAUCGAAGAACUGGAGAAAAGUAUUGCUGUGGCUGAAGCUGCCUGUCCUGGCAUCACAGAUAAAAUGGUGAAGAAAUUAAUUGAAAAAUUUCAAAAGUGUUCAGCAGAUGAAUCCCCCUAA